Molecule: messenger RNA, 5707 nt
Organism: Platichthys flesus (European flounder)
Lineage: Eukaryota; Metazoa; Chordata; Actinopteri; Pleuronectiformes; Pleuronectidae
Gene: pcdh10a
Product: protocadherin 10a
Exons: 5
Coding region: 561-3677 (1038 amino acids)
Biological process (GO): homophilic cell-cell adhesion
Cellular component (GO): plasma membrane
Molecular function (GO): calcium ion binding
Source: RefSeq, a predicted model, not a curated record
CAUCCGCUUUGAGCGCUUAGGCGCAGUGAUUACAUCCUCACACACACAGAGAGAGAGGGAUAGAGGGAAAGUCCUGUUAUUCGCCGAGUCUUUAUUCAGAAGUUGCAUUUGUUGUAGAUUCGGCGCAGAGCGAACAGGAGUUUUUGCUCUCCUUCCUUUUUUUUAAUUGCUCGUGUGGAGUUUCCUGUUUUUUUUUUGGUUUUGUUUUGUGACUUUCUGCGAAGAAGGGGCAGUGGGCUCUGUACACGGGGAGAGCUGGCUAUGCGUCCUGGCUCCAGCCUGCGAUGUUUGCGCUGACGCCAAAAACUCACAGACCGGCGCAGAAUUGAUUAAAACGGAGAAGCUGGGAUCAAAUGGCUGUGCUUCUCACAGCUGAAACGACACAAUGUUCCACUGACCCGAGGCUGAGGAGAGGAAUUUUGGAAUCGGACAGCCUUGUUGCUCUUAAUUCCGCUGCCUUUUUGCGGACUGAGGAAAUCGGAAAUGCUCGUUUCUUGUAAGAAAAAGGAAUAACACAUUUUUUUUUCGUCUUGAAGUGCACUUUGAGAGAGGGGUAGGAGAUGAUUUGGUUAAUAUUCCUGCUCUCCAUCCUGGAUGGAGCCGUCUCUCAGCUGCGUUACUCCGUGCCAGAGGAGCAGGAGCCUGGCUCUGUGGUUGGGAAUAUUGCAGAAGAUUUGGGGCUGGACAUCACCAAACUUUCUGCUCGCCGCUUCCAGACGGUGCCCAGUUCCCGGACACCUUAUCUGGAGGUGAACUUAGAGAACGGUGCGCUCGUGGUGAAGGAGAAAAUCGAUCGCGAAGAAAUCUGUAAGCAGACCAUCCCGUGCCUAUUGCACCUGGAGGUGUUUCUGGAGAACCCGCUGGAGCUGUUUCGCGUGGAGAUCGAUGUGAUGGAUAUCAACGACAACCCGCCCAGCUUCCCCGAGACGGACAUUUCCGUGGAGAUAUCGGAGAGCGCCAUCCCCGGGACCCGCUUCCCGGUGGAGAAUGCCUUCGACCCGGACGUGGGCACGAACGCGCUCAGCACAUAUGCCAUAACGAAUAAUAACUAUUUUUACCUUGACGUGCAGACGCAGAGCGACGGGAACAAGUUUGCAGAGCUGGUGCUGGAGAAGCCGCUGGACCGGGAGCAGCAGGCGGUGCACCGCUACGUGCUGACGGCCGUGGACGGCGGCAUCCCGCAGCGGACCGGGACGGCUCUCCUGGUCGUUAAAGUUCUGGACUCUAAUGACAACGCGCCCACGUUUGACCAGUCCGUGUUCACUGUGAACCUGCGGGAAAACUCUCCCGUGGGCACGCUCGUCAUUCAACUCAACGCCACAGAUGUCGACGAGGGACAAAACGGGGAAAUAGUUUAUUCUUUCAGCAGUCACAACGCGCCGCGGACAAAAGACCUGUUCAAUAUUGAUGCCAGAACAGGUAGGAUAGAGGUGGCGGGGGAGGUGGACUAUGAAGAGAGCAACACGCACCAGAUUUAUGUCCAGGCGAAGGAUCUGGGCGCUAACGCGGUCCCCGCGCACUGCAAAGUGCUGGUUAAACUCAUGGACAUGAACGACAACACACCGGAGAUCGGUUUCAGCACCGUGACCGAGUCCGUGAGCGAGCAGGACGCGCCGGGCACCGUGAUCGCACUUUUCAGCGUGUCAGACCGAGACUCUGGUGAGAAUGGACAAAUGAGCUGCGAGAUCCUGGGAGAUGUUCCUUUCAAGCUGAAAUCGUCUUUUAAAAACUACUACACCAUCGUGACGGACGGACCACUGGACCGAGAGAGCACGGAUUCGUACACCAUCACCGUAGUGGCGAAAGACAAGGGCCAGCCUUCACUCGCCACCAGCAAGUCCAUCAAAGUGCACGUCUCCGAUGAGAACGACAACGCGCCCCGUUUUACGCAGGCGGUUUAUGAUGUGUAUGUAACUGAGAAUAAUGUGCCCGGUGCUUUCAUCCACGCGGUUAGCGCUUUGGACCCUGAUAUAGGACAAAAUGCUCUUAUUACCUACUCCAUAUUGGAGUGUGACAUACAGGGCAUGUCUGUGGACACGUAUGUGUCCAUAAAUCAGGACACCGGCUACCUUUACGCGCUGCGCUCUUUUGAUUAUGAGCAGCUGAAGGAGUUUAGCUUCAUGGUGCAGGCUAAGGACUCAGGUCCCGCGGAGCUCUUCUCUAAUACCACUGUAAAUGUGAUCAUAGUUGACCAAAAUGACAACGCUCCAAUCGUAAUAGCCCCCAUCGGUAAAAACGGCACAGCCAAGGAGCACCUGCCGCGCUCUGCGGAGCCCGGCUACCUGGUGACGCGCAUCGUGGCUAUGGAUGCGGAUGAUGGGGAGAACGCACGGCUGUCCUACAGCAUCCUGCGGGGCAACGAGAUGGAAAUGUUCCGCAUGGACUGGAGGACAGGGGAGCUGAGGACAGCCCGCAGGAUCUCACCCAAGCGGGACCCACUGGGCUACUACGACCUCCUGAUCGAGGUGAGGGACCACGGGCAGCCCCCCCUCUCCUCCUCCGCCAGUGUGAGUGUAAUGUUAGUGGACAGUGUGGUCGAAGGCCGCAGCGGGGACCGCGGCUCGGCCUCCAAGGCAAAGGAGACCUCCCUUGACCUCACCCUCAUCCUCAUCAUCGCCCUGGGCUCCGUUUCUUUCAUCUUCCUCCUGGCCAUGAUCGUGCUGGCCGUGCGCUGUCAAAAGGACAAGACGCUCAACCUGUACACGUGCCUGAUGGCCGGCGAAUGCUGCCUGUGCUGCAGCUCCUGCUGUAGCAGGUCGGCCCGGAGCCGGAAACAGAAGAAGCUGAGUAAGUCCGACAUCAUGUUAGUUCAGAGCACCAACGUGACAUCAGGGGUCGGGCCCGUGGGCCAGGUGCCCGUGGAGGAGUCUGGUGUGGGCGGCGUGGGAGGGGGCUUCGGCUCCCACCAUCACCAGAACCAGAACUCCUACUGUUACCAGGUGUGUCUGACACCGGAGUCCGCCAAAACGGAUCUGAUGUUCCUCAAACCGUGCAGCCCCUCCCGCAGCACCGACACGGAUCACACCAACCCCUGCGGUGCCAUAGUCACCGGUUACAGUGACCAACAGCCGGACAUCAUAUCCAACGGCAGCAUCCUGUCUAACGAGACAAAACACCAACGAGCGGAACUCGGCUAUCUGGUGGACAGACCUAGACGUGUCAACAGCUCGGCCUUCCAAGAAGCAGACAUCGUCAGCUCCAAAGACAGCGGCCACGGCGACAGCGAACAGGGUGACAGCGACCACGACGCCACCAACCGGGGUCAUUCAGCCGGCACCGACCUGUUCUCCAACUGCACGGAGGAGUGCAAGGCCCUGGGCCACUCCGACCGCUGCUGGAUGCCGUCGUUCAUGCCGUCAGACGGGCGCCAGGGGCCGGACUACCGCAGCAACCUGCACGUGCCCGGCAUGGACGCCACGCUGCCCGACACUGAGGUACCCUGCUCCGUCAACCUCUCCGACCAGCUCACCAUGGCCUCGCCUACCGCCUCGUCCAACGAUAGGUCAUUCUCCACCUUUGGCAAGGACGGUCAAAGAUCACAGUCACACCACAGCCUUCACCAUCACCUCCAUCAGCAACAGCAGCAGUACAGCUCCAGCACGCUAGAGAGGAAAGAGUAUGAUAGGGGGACCCUACCGUACAAACCCACCUUUCUCUCCCGCAAAAGGAUUUGCUAGCUCGUUCCACGUGGACAUGUCGGAGACAGCGUGAAUUUCUGUACCAUACCACCAAUGCCGACGCUAUAGACAGCGAAACAAAACUAAACAAACAGCAACCUGGACAAGAGCAACCUUCGUUAAACUUCAUUAUCUCGGCCGGCGAGCUGUAACGAAACCUUGGCAGUGGUUGCCGAGGGGGGGAAGCAGAAAUAGAACUAUAUUCCUGAGGAACAAUCCAAGGCCUUAUUCCUCUCAGCGGGACUGAGACCGGGGCCAAAACACUUGACAUUUGACGAUUAGGAAAAUCAUCAGCAGAAAGAAGAAAGGAACUGAUAUGAACAGAGGAAUACAAAAACGACAAGUGAAAAUAAGAGAGACGGAUUCACUCACAGAGGUGGUUUCUCUUUUCUUUGGACUGAGGAGUUAGCCUCUAGAGAUCUGUGUGUGCCUGUUUACAUGGAGAAAAAAAAAAUAAUGUUUCUGUACAAACUACAACCAACGUCACACGGAACCCUUUAGCUAUUUCUAUGGUCACCACUAAGCCAACUGUACAGAGACUGUUUGGGGAGGAAAAAGGAGACUUACAGCCAGAGUGAGAGAAAGACAAUUAGGUAGUGGGCAGGUGUUGUACAGGUAUGAAAUGACAGGAGAAAAAAAAAAUGAAGGAAAGGGGGACAAGUAGAGAUGAUGUGCAGUACUAUAAAUUCUGUAUCUCUGGUUUUUUGACUUGACUGUCUUUAUAUAACUUCUCUUUUUUUGUUUCUGUUGUUCUUUCUGUGUGGUUAAAGUGUGCAGACUCUAACGUAUUCCAGCGUACAGCUACAGACAGGAACAGGCGCUCCGGAGUCGGGGUUCAGUCCUCUUUCAUGUUUAGCCACUUCAGGAAGGCGAGUUAAACAAACAUAGACAACGCGCAGAAAAAGAAAAGGAGUUUAAACAAAAUCCUCAUGUUGAGUCUGUCAAUAAAAUAUCACAAAUGAAUGUUCUCAUUUCUACACUAGUGACUAACGGUUCCUUCCUGAGCUGACUGCAGAGAAAGUGAAAUGGCCCUUUACCAGGAUGUGGUUCCCUUGAUUCCAUUGGCCUAUACAUAAACAAUCAGACACAUUCAGUGGUUUUUAUCAUGUGUGCAAAGUGUUUACUGUGCUAUUUUAAAAAGCUUAUAAAUGAAUAUAAAUCUAUAUAUAUAACUCUCUAUAUAUAUACAUAUACAAUAUACUUUUUUCUGAAAACUGUGUAACCAUUGAUUAGUUUCUACACCUCAUAUUGUCAUUCAAUCUAAUAAUACGAAGUACUACAAAAUCAAGACUUGUAUCGAUUCAAACAGAGAAGGAGUGCUGAAGCCGACGAAGCAAACCCCUUCACAUAAACCAUGGAUUAAGUUGCUGUUACUUGUUACUUUUCACAGUUUACAGAUGCGAGGCCUCGUUGUGUGUAGCCUCGACACCCGUUUGAGUUGUUUUGGCCUGUUGUGUAUUUUUACUAGCAGAAUAUGUGUUCAUGUACAGGAAGGGGGACUAUCACAAUCGAGCUAGAUAUCAAAGUUUUACAAUCAUACAGGAAAGGUAUACACAGACAAUUUAUGGCGAGGCACAAUAUGACACGCAGGCACACACCCACACAACACACACACACAUACACAGGUCAAGUGGUGAUAAAUAAACAGUGUAAUUGAAGUUCUCUUAUGUGUAUUUUGUCACGUUCACCCGGGAAUAAUAGCAUAUGAGGGAUCAAUAAAACACAAGUAGUUGCUUGCAGCCUCGCUCUCGGCUCUGGGAGGCUGAACUCUGGCACAGGUGUGCUAUGAGCUAAAUGCUAGCAUCAGCAUGGUAACGUGCUCACAAGGACAAUAAAAACAUAUUGAUGCUCCGCAGGUGUAGGCUUUACCAUGUUCAUCAUCUCAGCUUGAUGCAUUAACAUUUGACAAUUAGCACUAAACACAGAAUGAAUGCAGCUGAGACUGAUGGAAAAGUUGAUUAAACAAUUUGAGCUGAUGGUGGCACUAAAUGGAAAUUUGAAGGAUCACCAAAGUUAUUACAAUCGACCCU